Molecule: messenger RNA, 855 nt
Organism: Lipotes vexillifer (Yangtze River dolphin)
Lineage: Eukaryota; Metazoa; Chordata; Mammalia; Artiodactyla; Lipotidae
Source: RefSeq, a predicted model, not a curated record
AUGUUCACUGAGUCCCUGACGCACCCCUCAGCCCGCCACCUCGGACCUCCGCCGCGGCGUUCCGGCCCACCAACCCCCUAUCCUCCAGAACAGAACCCCAGGCUCCCCGCACGACUCCGCUUCCCGCGCCCGCCCUCUCGGAGAAGCCCCCUCCAUCUUUCCCCAGAGAAGCCACUCGCCUCGCCCCACCCUACGCUUUCCGGGGCUCCCCUCCCGCCCCGCCCGCCUCUGGCUUCCUCUCUCCGCACUCCCUUCCCGGGUUCUGCUCCCCUCCGCCCGGAGGAGGGCGCCCCAAGAAUGCCGACAGGGCACCCCUCAUUCCGCAACCCUCCGGACCUCUCCAACGUCAGUCCUCCAGGCUCGGGCUUCGGGACGCCCCAACUUCGCCUUCCUGAACCGCCGCCUCGCCCUCAGGGCUCCCGGACUCCCCAACCCCGGGGCACUGACUCCCCGCCCCCGGGCUCGGGUUUCUCCACAUCGCGACGCUCCUCCGGGCUGGGGUCUGGGGCUACCCAACGUCGCGAGCCUGACAUCCCCGAGCUUGCGCCCGGGGUCUCCCCACAGCCCGGUCCUGACGCGCCUCCCGCCCCGCUCCGCGCCGCCCGCCCCGGGACUCACCGGCAGCGGCGGCCGAGCCCGUGCACGCAGCCCAGCCCGCACUCCCGGCCCGGGAUCCCGGCUCCCAGCUUCCGGCAGGCUGCAGAGACUGAGGCCGGCGCUUCUCAGUGGAGCCGCAGGGAAGAGGGGACCGCGGGGGGCGGGCUCCGCCCGGCUCCGCCCCUUCCCGACCCGGGGGCGGGAUGCGCAGACCCGCGCGCCCACAGCUGCCGCGGGUGCAGCCGGCGAGGAAGUUGA